CACCUCGCUUUUGCAGAGACUGAUUUCAGACUUCCUCUUGUGAGACUCACUUGUUUGGCAAGCACCAUGUGUCUGGGCUGCAGCCAACCGGGCCUAACGGCAAACGCCAAGCGGGGCUUCCCAGCCAAGCAGCCCGGGAUGAUCCGGCAGAGGAGCACCGAGCCGGAGAUCUUCACCUUUGACAUCCCACCAGAGGUCAGACACACCGCAGACGUCAGCCCCCGGCUCCGGGCCAGGCGCCGACCUGUCAAGAUCCUCUACCCAGCCCAGGUCAGGAAGUACCUGCCCCCCGAGAAGAAGGACUGGGCUAAGAGGACGCUCCUGCUCCUGCUGUGUGUGGUCACCGUCCAAGUGUACAUGGCCGUGGAGGCCCAAGAGGGAAAGGUCGACGCGAUCGCCGUGGCGACAGGAGGCCCAGGCCACUUGCCCCUGUCAGACGCCAGCGGGGAGCAGGCAUUGGUGUCCCAGCCCUCAUCCGUGGAUCUCUUCCCGCCCACCAAUGGCAGUGCCCCACAGCUGCCCCCGAAGAUGCCCGAUGGUGUCGGUCCCGCAGUGACCAUCAUGUGCCACAGAAUGGGCUCCAGCUCCCUUGCCUGUAGAAUGUGAACCCCCCUUUUUCCUCAGGGAAGGACACUUUCCACAUUACGUUGCCUCACUGUAAUGUGAGUGAGGUUUGAACACUCCAAUUGGUGCGUGCAGUGAUAAGAAGGAGCCAGAGCUGUCAGGGUUGUGGAGCAGUCAAGGGACGCAAUUUCUUCUCAAGUGGUCAGGUCGUAUGGCCCACAAAGGCCCAGACAAUGUCCACUCAGACUUAUAUACAUUGAGCUAAGUGUGUGAGUGUGUGUAAGGUUAGUUAUUCACUUGUAAAUGUUCCCAAAUUGGGGAAGAAAAGAGAUUCAUUUUUCUCCAAUAAGUCUUGGGCUUUUUUAAGAUCAGAAGGCAACUUCUGAUAAAUAUAAGGGACAGUGACAAUACAGUUAACUAUUUAUCGCCUUACAGCAGUGACCAAUUUACACCUUUAUUCCUAUACUGUGCCUAAUAACUUAAACUUGUUAUAAUUGUAUAUUUAUAUCACGUGAAAGCUUGCUGUGCAAGCGAAAUGACUAAUGACCUCAGUAUGUUCUGUGUGAGAAUCAAAUGUUUGAAAGAAAGGAGCAGUUAGUGGACCCGUAUGUAAUUAUAUUGAAUGGCAAUGUAAUUAUGUUGACAACCAACACGUAAA
Hemiscyllium ocellatum (epaulette shark) is the source of this 1222-nucleotide messenger RNA. RefSeq names its product radiation-inducible immediate-early gene IEX-1-like. The record is from RefSeq and is a predicted model, not a curated record. Gene Ontology annotation, biological process: negative regulation of apoptotic process. Bases 67 to 606 code for a protein of 179 amino acids. The transcript has 2 exons. NCBI's taxonomy places the organism in Eukaryota, Metazoa, Chordata, Chondrichthyes, Orectolobiformes, Hemiscylliidae.